Messenger RNA from Carcharodon carcharias (great white shark), 6422 nucleotides. It is a transcript of the gene crkl, whose product is annotated as v-crk avian sarcoma virus CT10 oncogene homolog-like. The record is from RefSeq and is a predicted model, not a curated record. Gene Ontology annotation, molecular function: protein binding. Bases 357 to 1301 code for a protein of 314 amino acids. Lineage: Eukaryota; Metazoa; Chordata; Chondrichthyes; Lamniformes; Lamnidae. The transcript has 2 exons. Gene Ontology annotation, biological process: positive regulation of ERK1 and ERK2 cascade.
CGGCGGCCGAAGGCCAAGCCCAGCGCCGCCGCCAUCUUUGCCCAGAGGCCAGCGGAAGGCGGGCGGUGGGAGAGCGGGAACCGGGACGAAGCGGCAGCCACACAGCCAACUUACAACAACCCUCCCCCGUUCCUGGCCAUGAGGAGGCGGCUGUGAGGAGGAGGAGGAGGAGAAGGAGGGCAGCGGGAGCCAGCCGAGAGCAGGCCGCAGUGAGCGGCGCGGCGUGAGCGAGAGGGCCCCGGGAAGGAACCGCCGUCGCGGUGUGUUUGCUGAGUGUGUCCCGAGGCCUCGGGCUUAGGCCUCGGGCUUGAUUAGCUCAGGGGGGGCGGGAGGAGGAGGAGGGGUGGGGAGUCGCCAUGGCGGCCGCCAAGUUCGAAUCGCACGACCGGACGAGCUGGUACUUCGGGCCGCUGAGCCGGCAGGAAGCCCAGGCCAAGCUGCAGGGCCAGCGGCACGGCACUUUCCUGGUGAGGGAUAGCACCACCUGCCCGGGGGACUAUGUGCUGUCCGUGUCUGAGAACUCCAAAGUCUCGCACUACAUCAUCAACAGCCUGCCGGGCAAGUUCAAAAUCGGCGACCAGGAGUUUGACAACUUGCCGGGCCUGCUCGAGUUCUACAAGAUCCACUACCUGGACACCACCACCCUGAUCGAGCCGGCCCCCCGAGCCGCGGGCCCGGCCGCCGCCGCCUCCGCCUCCGCCUCCUCGCUGGGCAAAGGCCAGGUCCUGAUGGGGCCCAGCUCCUCCUCGGGUUCGGGCGGCGAUGAGAGCGCCGAGUACGUGCGGACUCUAUACGACUUCCCGGGCAACGACGUGGAGGACCUGCCCUUCAAGAAGGGCGAGCUGCUGGUCAUCGUGGACAAGCCCGAGGAGCAGUGGUGGAGCGCCCGCAACAAGGACGGCCGGCUCGGCAUGAUCCCCGUGCCUUAUGUCGAGGUGGUGGUCAAGUCGUCGCCCCAACAGCAGCAGCAGCAGCCGCCCGGCUACCGCAACUCCAGCAGCUACGGCAUCCCCGAGCCCGCACACGCUUAUGCCCAGCCCCAGACCAGCAGCCCCCUGCCCACCGGUGCCAACCCCCUGCCCACCACCCAGAACGGACCCGUCUAUGCCAGGGCCAUCCAGAAGCGAGUCCCCUGCGCCUAUGACAAAACGGCCUUAGCAUUGGAGGUUGGUGACCUUGUGAAAGUGACGAGGAUGAACAUCAGCGGCCAGUGGGAGGGUGAGGUGAAUGGCCGACAGGGACUGUUCCCUUUCACUCACGUCCAGAUCAUUGACCCCCAAAACCCUGAAGAGAACGAGUGACCUGAAAGAUCUGGAACAUGUGGUCACCUCCAUCUGCCUGUUCAUCGCACACGGUAUCAGCAUCACAUCUGGUGCAUCGCUUCCAGACUAAUGGGGAAACCAUCAUUUUGCCAUGGAACCGCGAUUGGAUUUUUGAGUAUCUGCUUACCUGCUGAAAUUUAAUGUUUCUGUCUGAGCUCUUCCCACGUACCAUUAAAGCUAUAUGAUUACUAACAAUAAAUGGAGAAAAGGACGGGAGAGAGGCAGUCUCGAUCUCAGUGCCGCAAUAGAUAAUGCUUCAGUACAAGUUUGAAGCCAACUGGGAUAACCGAGUGUAUUCUUGGCUGCACCCCUCACACUUGGAACACUUGAUGGAUAUUCCUGCUGCCUGUGACAGGCAUGUAAAUGUGGUGAUCCCUUGCCAACUUACUGAUUGUGGUAGUUAGGGAUGCUACUGGGACUAGAUUCAUCUAGCCUCAGUUGUUAUCUUGAGUGCUUACUUAAUGUAAAGGAGCUGAGCGAAUAACUGAGGCAUUGGACUCAGAAGAAUGAUUUUAAAUGGUUUGGAGUACAGCCUAUAUAACGUUAGUCUGUGGUGCCAUAUCCAAUAUGUAGAGGAGUCACAAUUUUUUGGAUACAAUCAGAUAGAUAGCUGUAGAAAACAAUCAUGAAUAAGUCACUUUUGCAGUUCUGUAACACCUGUAAAGACUGAGCCUGGAAAGAGGAAACACUCUGGCUAAACGAGAACAGAAUUGCUCACACUUGUGAAUCUAAAUAGGUUGCCAGGUGUAGGCCUGGUGAGGCACAAGGAUUUUGGAUAAACUGGUGAUACACAGCCUUAAGUAGUGCUGGGUGGGCUUGGGUGCAGGCAAUCUGCAAAAAGAUUGGCUUGUGGGCUUCCGAUUCAGUAAGGCAGAACCAUUCCAUGUCUUUUAACAUGGAGAUUGUGGGUCAGCUUUUAGUUAAUGGCCUUCAGAAAAUCUGUAAUGGCACAAAACAUCUGGCUAAUGGGCAGAAAUAUUCCAAUGGAGAUGUUAGUGCCUUUCCCUUUUGGAGGUUUUUCCUAAAAGCAGUUUAUUGAUCUACAUUUCUGUGAUGAUCCUCCAUGUCGGACAGCUCCCUUGGUAAACUCAUACCCAGCGUGUACAGUCUGCCUCACUUAUGCCAGUGUCCAACUCAAGUCGGAUGGUCUUCACCUACUCCGAGUGGCCAGAGGGUUUUGUGAGGAGCCAGCUGUUGUCAGUCUGAUUUGGGGUGCAGUGCAUUUUACGGACGGAGUCCUGCUUAACCUCUGAAGCCUGAAAUGGACACUGUUUCACGCGCACACACACUCACUGGUUUCUUGUGCAUGUGCCACUUAGUUUACUUUUUUCACCUUCUCUCUCUUGCUUCUGCCCUUGCUUCUCUCUCCCUCUCUCGCCCACCCCGCCCCCCCGUCUGUCUCUCCCCUUCCCUCUCCCUCUAUCGCCUCCCCUUCCCUCCCCCGAUCUCCCGCCCGUGCCUCGCCCCUCCCUCUAUCUAUCUUUCUCUCGGGCCUCCUUUCUCUCUCUCUCUCGUGCCUCACCACCCCCCCCCCCCUCUCUCUCUCCCCCGUGCCUCCCCCAUCUCUCGUCCGUGCCUCUCCUCUCCUCUCUCUCCCCUGUGCUUGCCUGUGACUUAUUUUCCUCUUUUGCAUUGUACAUUGGGGGUAAGGACUUGAUCACUCCUCCAAGCAGUCUUUUUAAAAAAGAGCAGUCCAAGGUAAUCUGUAUUGAAAUUGGCUUCCCUUGGCUGACUAACUCAUUUUAAGUAAUAAUUCAAAUGAAGGAGUUCAAGCCUUAUAUGUUUUAAUAUCUGUGCACUGACUGUGCUUUAUUUAAUAACCUGGGUGAAAGAAUUGUCACCUGCAGUGCAACACUAAAAUCAAACACUGUUGACAAGCUAUCACCCCACCUAGCCGAUUACUGAGGGGUGCUGCACUCCAUUUGAGGUAUUGGGCCUGAUCCUUUGCUGUGGAAGUCUAAUUUCCCCUGUAGUGGCAACACAGAUGAUGCUUGUGGAAUAACUGUACAUAAACUAUUUUGUUGGAUUGAGCAGCAGUGCACCACUGAUCUGCCCCCCAGAGGUGACUGUGGGAAAUUGAUUGUCUCCAUUGUUGCUCUGUUCCCAAGCAGCACAGCACACUGCAAUUUAACCAGGUGGAUGUACAGUAGCUGCCAGUAAUGGGCAUUUGCUUUUUUUUCCCUAUUGGAAAAUUGUUAUUGAUUGGAUUUUAUCCAGUUGCAGUGUGUAUGUAACGAAUCCACAUGAGCUUUCCUCUUCUCCCACUCGGUGGCUUGGAGUGGUCCUUCCCAAUGAAUAGCUAUAGACAAGUGUGUGCUAUUGUAACUGGUUGCUUAGCAGUGUUCAUUUUGCACUGUUUUCAUGUUGCACCAUAGUUACUGGUUAUUAAAAUGAAGCCUUGGCGCUCUACACCUUGAAGCUCACUGCUUAUUCUGAACAUUGAGGAAAUCACCUGGUGGAAUAGGGAGGGGGGGAACCAGAUGAGUUCCUGAGGUCAAUUCACCAUCGAACCAAAGUAUGCACCUAGUGCCUAAAAUAAAAGUGUCCACUGUAUGGGUGGGAGCAGGUUGAAUUAGAUUAGCUAUCACUGUGCUGAUUACUUUUUGAAGGAGAUUUUUAGAAUUCAUAUUUGCACAGGGGCUACCAUGUUGUGGCUUCAGACAUUUUAAAACCAACACUUUUAUUUGCCUUUCACUCCAAUUCUUGCCUUGCUGAGGUCUUCAGGUAGUUGAACAGAUCCUGGGUUGUAGGACUAACCAUGACAUAGUAUUGACCCAACAGGCUUUUAUUACAGAAUCACACAUUCUUUGGAUAUGCCUCAGUUUUGCUACUCAUACUAAUGCGACUAGCUUUGUGCCUUGUUCUGUUUUUUGUUUCCUUCAUCAAACCACUAUAGCUCCUUUGGUCUGUCUGCCAAGCUAUUACACUGGACUCCUAAAAUUCUGUCUAGUUGCCAGAAAUGCCCUGUGAGAAUGGAUGAUGCCCUACAUUUCCUACACACACGCACACACACACACACACACACACACACCGCCCCCCCGCACCGCUUCAUCCCUUGAUGAUUCAGUUCCAGUUUGAGUGUUUCCCCUUUCAGGUUCUUAGUACCUGGCCGGCUUCUCUUCCUCCUUAGCUUGUCAGCUUCCAUAAUAUUAUAACCGGGCUCGUGCACUACAGGAAGGAAAUAAAACACAUGUCCGCGCCUCUUGUAAACGUCGUGCAGUGAUUCAAGAAAUGAAUCAUACUGUGGAGGGUGAGCGUGUAUUCAGCCUGCAUCACUUGCCUGCCUUCCCACUGCAUUUGUCACCAAUAAAAAAAAUGUUUACAACACAGCAAAUUCACAACAGGUUUUUAAUAUGUGCUCAUAGCUUAAACUAUUGGAAAUGUUUGUCUGCGGCCUCCAUGCAUGCUAGUCUCUUUUUAUUUUUGUAGAAAGCUUUGUGCUGUCUGUUCCAAGAGAAUUAUUAAUGCAUUUUGUUUAACAUUCUGGGAAUGGGAGCCUUUUGCCUGUGUACAGUACAGAUCAUGUCUAACCCUUGAUUGAAUAAAUCUAGUGUUUGGAAAUGCAAGUGUCUAGAAUGUAAACUGUGCUCACAAGCCCCAUUAUUCUAUAAAAUGCCAUUUGCUUAAACAGGCUUUUUGGUUGCUUUUAGUUUGUGUGUUUCAGAAGUUAACAGUAUUACAGUAUUUGCAGGUUUCAUUGAGGGGGCAUGUCUAUUUCCUUAGUUUUCAUUUAGGUCAAAUGUAGAAUUGCCCCAUUGUUGAAGCCAGUGUUUGUACAUAUUAAAUAAACUUGACAAUAAUUCACACUUUCUCCCCUCUGCAAUCUUGAAGCAGCAACAAUAGUAGAAGCUGAUGUGGAUAUCGGGAGAAAGCUAAAAGAAUGACAGGAAAAUACAGCCUAUGUAUAAUACACCGAGUACUACUACAUCAGAGUAGUCUGGACUUGGGAAUCAGGGCAGGCCUUCUGGUGGACUGUUAAUAAUUCAGAUGGUAGAAUGGAAGACUAAAUCCAACAGGCAAUCUGGCUAAGUUAAAAGGGAAGACUUUUAGCCAAACCACCCAACUCAGAUAGUGGGUUUAUUUUACUUGCAGUCUACCUGUAACCCACGUUUUAGAUCGGCGACAAACUUAAUUGCUAUUGUAGGUUUGAUAUCAGCUGUUGAUGAAUGUUUCUUGAAUCCACAGGCUGCUAAAAAAUCUAUUGCAUCUCAUGCCACGGCAGAUGCAUCUUUUAGUUUGCAGCAUUAUUUUCAACAGCAAUUUGACUCAUUACUAAAGUGGUAAUGGUAAUACUGAGCUAAUUUUAGCUCAAUGCCUCUCUGCUCUGUAGAGCUUUGGGAAAGUUUGCUUGCACCUCUUGAGCUACAGGUUUCUGUCCCAUGAAACUAGCCGCCCAUUCUUGGAAAUGGCUACCACUGAGUGACUGCAGCUGCACAGCCUUUGACCUCCCCCACUCCAUUCCUCGAUGCUGAAGCCCUGUUGAGUGUGGGAGAACAGUUGAACCUUUGUGGAACUUUAAAAAGACCCACAAGUUCCACAAUAAUAAGUAUUUAGGACAUACUUUUAAGGGCAGCCCUCUCCAUUUGUGUGGAAAGUAUACAAAUACUAGUUGAAAGGAGGCCUUUGCUUAGCCUGUUUAUUUGGUUCCAGGUGAGUAGGCAGACCUUAUCUUGCAGCUGUUGGAGAGUAGACAGUUAAUAGAGGGUAAAAGCCAAUGGUGGGGAAAGAUCUGGUGCUUUAUAGUCCAGCCCUUGAGGUUUAUGCACUCUUGUGACUGGCUGAUAGUAGAAGCCUCACAGCCAUCUUUGGUUAGCUUCUCUCGUACAUUGCUUUUGCAAUGAUGUUUGCCUGCUGUGUCUUGAGGAACACAUCUAAAAUCUCCAAGUUUAAUCUCAACACUUUUCUUUCUGUUCAAUUAUGGUUUGGGUUUUCCAUUGCCACCCUAUUCCUGAUAUAUUUGGUCACAUGAACAUUUUUGCAAAAAUAUUCUUUGUGGUGUUUAUAAAUUAUCUAUGUUGAACCAGAAAUUGAUACUAAUGGUUUGAAAUUACUUUGGGGCUGUUUUGUCUAAAAUGUUACAAUAAAGCAGAAUUAACCCUU